This is a messenger RNA of Molossus molossus (Pallas's mastiff bat), 951 nucleotides long. RefSeq names its product olfactory receptor 7C1-like. Gene Ontology annotation, molecular function: olfactory receptor activity; G protein-coupled receptor activity. The coding region runs from base 19 to 951 and encodes 310 amino acids. Gene Ontology annotation, cellular component: membrane. Gene Ontology annotation, biological process: G protein-coupled receptor signaling pathway. The record is from RefSeq and is a predicted model, not a curated record. The transcript has a single exon. NCBI's taxonomy places the organism in Eukaryota, Metazoa, Chordata, Mammalia, Chiroptera, Molossidae.
AGCUGAUGUGUCAGCUGCAUGGAACCAGGAAAUCAAACAAGUGUUUCAGAAUUUUUACUUCUGGGAUUUUCUGAAGACUCGGAGCAUCAACGCAUCCUAUUUGGGUUGUUCCUGUCCAUCUUUGCAGUCACUGUGCUCGGGAACCUGCUCAUCAUCCUGGCCGUCAGCUCUGACUCCCACCUGCACACCCCCAUGUACUUCUUCCUCUCCAACCUGUCCUUUGUUGACAUCUGCUUCACCUCCACCACCAUCCCAAAGAUGCUGGUGAACAUCCAGACACAGAGCAAAGCCAUUACCUAUGCAGGCUGCGUCACCCAGGUGUAUUUUUUCAUGGUUUUUGGAGGUAUGGACACAUUUCUCCUCACUGUGAUGGCCUAUGACCGGUUUGUGGCCAUCUGUCACCCCUUAUACUACGCAGUCAUCAUGAACCCCCGCCUCUGUGGCCUGCUGGUUCUCAUGUCCUGGUUCAUCAGCUUAACCUACUCUCUGAUCCAGAGUCUGUUGAUGUUGCGGCUGUCUUUCUGUGCCAGUUGGGUGAUCUCACACUUUUAUUGUGAACUUGCUCAGGCCCUCAUGCUUGCCUGUUCGGACACACUUGUCAAUCACAUCCUGCUAUAUGUGGUGACUGGCCUUCUUGGCAUUAUACCCUUCUCAGGAAUUGUUUUCUCCUAUAUUCGAAUUGCCUCCUCAAUCCUGAGAAUUCCAUCAGCAGAUGGGAAAUAUAAAGCGUUUUCUACCUGUGGGUCUCACCUGUCUGUGGUUUCAUUAUUCUAUGGGACAGGCCUUGGUGUGUAUCUGGGUUCUGAUGCUCCUUCCUGGAGGGGCAUGAUUGCCUCAGUGAUGUACACUGUGGUCACCCCAAUGCUGAACCCCUUCAUCUAUAGCCUGCGGAACAGGGACAUCAAGAGGGCUCUACAGAACUUUCUUGUGAGAACAUUCUGUGUUCAGUAA